Molecule: messenger RNA, 2506 nt
Organism: Lucilia cuprina (Australian sheep blowfly)
Lineage: Eukaryota; Metazoa; Arthropoda; Insecta; Diptera; Calliphoridae
Exons: 8
Coding region: 227-2242 (671 amino acids)
Biological process (GO): regulation of transcription by RNA polymerase II
Cellular component (GO): nucleus
Molecular function (GO): protein binding
Source: RefSeq, a predicted model, not a curated record
UCUCAAACAUUUUUAUAUUGACUGUCGAACAGAACACGCACGCACGUACAACGAAGUUUAAACUUUAAUACACACAGUAAAAACACAGAAGAAACAAGAAAAAGUUUAAAUUAACAUUUAAAAUAAAAGAAAAACAUUUUAAAAAUCACAAAAUAAUUAUAAAUAAGUUUUAACGGUAAAGUUUUUUGACUACAAAAUAAACAAGAUUCCAAUGUAAGUUCACAAAAUGACUGCAGAAAACUAUCAUCUUAAAUGGGAUUCGCAUUUAUCCUACUUGAAUUCAUCGGUUGCAACAUUAUACAAAAAUGAAAAAUACGCAGAUGUUGUCUUAUAUAGUUCCAAUACUACUGGAUCUAUUGCUAACGCCAUGCCUACUGUUGGUAUAUCAGCCCAUAAAUUUAUUUUAAGUUCAUGUAGUCAGUUCUUUUCCACCAUUUUUGAAACCUCGCCCAUAACCAAUAAUGGCAUAUGUUAUAUUGUACUCCCACCUGAUUUAAGUCAUCGUGCCAUUCAAAUAUUGGUGCAGUACAUGUAUGUGGGCGAGGCCACUGUAUCGAAUGAUAUAUUGAGUGAGGUUUUGCGAGGUGGCGAAAUCUUAAAGAUUCGUGGUCUAUGUCGUACCUCUACGAACACCACGUCCAAUUCGACUGUACAACAACCGCAACAAAAUCGAAAUAUAGACAACCAAUCGUCAGCAAAUCCAUCAUCGUCUUACAAUCUUACCCGUAUGCCAAUGAAUAGUGGACCCACUUCAGUAAGAUACUUAAUGGAACAACAACAGCAACAGCAUUCACGGGGUUUAGGCGCUUCAGUAAUGCCCAAAGACAGCCCAGUUAUAAUAAAGUCGCCGAAGCCGUUGAGUACAUUAGCUUCCUCAACCGCUGGAGUAACGAAACCACCUUCAAGUGGCAUAACUGUAAAUAAACAGGUGGCUAUAGAUCCGGGUGAUUAUUCCCAGGAUUCGCUGCCCACAAAUACCGGUGUAAGUGAAGCUCCUUCUUCCAUAUGCAAUGAAAUUGGCUGCAAUAGUUGUCCACGUGUGGCUGACAAUCUUCAGCCUUUGAUUUUACGAAGAGAACGUAGUCAAAGUGAUGAUCCAACGGUUUUGUGUCGAAAAUCUUGUUUAGACAGAUGUGAAGAACAGAACUAUUUACGGCAUACAUCCAAUGAUUGUAGAGAUGAGGAAGAAGAAGAGGAUUCAUCUCGCAUAUACGAACAUGAAAUGCGUAGAUCCAGUCUUCCAGCUGAACGUUCGGAUAUUAUUCAUGACUAUGCCGUUACAGAACACUAUCCAAAUCAUAUCUCUCAUAUAGCGCACACCAAACAUAGCAUCAUACGUGAAAAUGUAGUAGGUGGCGGAAUAGAGGGCGUCGGAGGCGGUGGGAGUGUGAAUGAAAUUGGUCGUUUAGAUUCACCUACUAACCAUAUACAACAAGAACCCACACCAUUUGUCACUAUUAAAGAGGAACCCACUGAUUGGUUACCUUCAUCCUCUUCUGCACUAACGCAUCAAAACAAUGUCGAGUCUUCAAGUAAAAUUAUUAGUAAAGUUGAAAAUUUUCAAGCAACUCAUAUAAAAACUGAAACAUCUCCUUCUUCCUCCAUCCAUAAUAUGGAAAACGAUUGUCGCCAAUUAUUGGCUCCAGCUCCAUCUUCUGUUCUACAACCACCGAUAGUAAAUGAUUUCGAUCGGUACUUUUCCUGUGACAUUUGUAAUAAAACGUGUGAGGAUAAAGCCUCACUAGUGCGACAUUUGGAAACGCAUACAGCAACUCCAUGUUCGUCGGGUUUCAAUGCCUCCACCAGCAGUGAAGCUCCCACGCUUUCAAAAUCCUAUGUGCCAAAAAAGAGACGACGAAUAUCGCAGCAGGAAAAUACAACUGAUCAUGUCUGUUUGCAAUGCGAUCUUUGUACUACGCGUUUUGAAACACCUGCUGAAUGGGUGCGUCAUAUGAGUAGUCAACAUACUGAAGUCGAAUUGGCCAUGUUUAAUAAUAAAAAAGAUAAAGAAAAAAAUAGUUCAUCUACUUCAUCCAGUAACAACCAUAAAAAGCUAAACUCCAGUCGUCAACCACAUCAGCAGCAGCAACAACCGCAACAUCCAAGAACACAAGUUUUAAAUGGCAGCACAAAUUCCAAUUUAUCUAACAGUACUUCCGUUUUAUGCACUUCACCAAAUCAAACAAGACACGAGGCCUCAACAGUUACAGAUUAUUUAAGAUCAACCUUAUCCCCAGCUUAAUAUAGCAGAGGUGGCGUAACAACUUAUGAUCAUUUUAUAAACGAGGCCUAUACACCAAAACCAAAAAGAAACAAAAUUUAAUCAAAAUUACGAUUAUGUGUUGAAAGAUCGAACGAAAUCGUUAAACGAAUUUUAAAGGAAUGAAACUUAAAGAAAUGAAUACAAGACAACGCUUCAUUAAUACAUAAAUGAACACAAUUUAAAACAAAAUAUUUAUUAGAUUUUAAAAUAAAAGUCCUUCGACAUUUUUCUUCAAUAUUUUAA